AUGUCGACUCCAGAGGCGCAUCCAACCACCUUAUUCGUUCGGAACCUUAAACCUGUAACCACUAAGGCUGACUUGGACAGCCAUUUUGGCGGCGUGGGCCCGCUCCGCCGUACUUUGAUUGUCACAGAUCAUUCCAAUGGCCUUUGCAAGGGCUUUGGUUUCGUUCAUUACGCGCUUGCCGAUGACGCAAAUACCGCACUUUCUUCCCUCAACGGCUCCAUGCUCCAUGGCCGCCGCAUCGCCCUACAUUUCGCUCGACCUCGUCAGCGUGGGAAAGCAGACGAGGAUGGUGGCUUAGUACCACGUCUCCCUUGUCCGAAGGAUAAGCCAGGAAAGCAAGCGGGAAAGCUAAAAGGAACCCUUCCUAUGCGCACAGUGUUGUUGAAACGGAGAGACGGUACGGAAAUUUCAGAAGAAGAGGCCCGGGGGGCAUUCGCGAGUAAUAGGAAGCCUGACAGUGUACUCUUGGUGGCAGAUGGUAAAGAGGCGCGCUGCACCUUCACAUCCUGGGCUGAGGCAGGCAAGGCCGCUGCCGUCGCCCAUAGCAACACCUUGGAUGCUUGCAUUGAGGCUAUGAAGGGAGGUAAAGGCACGAGGCUCAUCGUCAGGAAUCUUCCAUUCCGAGUGAACCUUCAUGAGAUACGCAACGCCUUUUCAAAGUAUGCUCCUGUGCGGGAACUCCGCCUUGAGCCCCCUCGUGCGCUCAAGUCAUUCAAGGACAAGGAUAUCGCACCAGCAGCCCAAGACGAACCAGACAAGACUGUAGUAGAUUGUGCGGGAUUUGGCUUCGUAGAAUAUUUUCUGGUUGCUGAUUCGAAGUUUGCUCUGUCAAAGCUCAACGGCGCCAAGGUUGGUGGACGAAUCAUUGCCGUUGAUUUGGCUCUUGGAAAGUCGGAUUACAUAAAGAGACUCGAUAACGAUCAUAGUGACGAGGAAAAACGCAAGGAGGCUGGAACUAAAUUACAGGGAACAGAGGAGCAAGACAGCGACGUUCUUGAAUCUGAUAGCGAGAGCAGUAGCUCCGGAAGCGACUCUGACGGCCCUGACGUCACCCUGCAUACAACCAUAGCACAUCAGAAAAAUCAAAAGAGCAAAAGCCACAACGUCGAGAAAGAGAAGAUUACCGUUGCCGCAAAACCCGCUGUGAGCUCUGAAACUGAACUCACCCGGACUGUGUUUGUCCGAAACCUUUUGUUCGAAACUUCUGCUUCAGAGCUGUGGAAAGCGAUGUCGACGGAGUUUGGCCCAGUCGAGCAGGCUGUCUUGGUCAAAGACCGCGUAACCGGACGGCCUCGUGGAACAGCAUUUGUGCGUUUCGUGAUGGAGUCCGGUGCCGACAAAGCCGUACACCAAGCUGGUGAGGGAGACAAGAGCCACAGCAAAUCCGCUCUCCGAGGGCCACAGGCAGGUGGAUUUGUGCUUCAAGGAAGAUCACUGUUAAUUGCAAAAGCUGUAGAUCGAUCGAAAGCCAAAGUUUUAUCAGAGAUUGAGAGUCAGGGUACGAAAAAGGAUGAUCCCAGAAAUCUGCGGCUUGCCUGGAUUGGUCAGAUAAAGCCUGGGACACCUGAGGCUAGAGGCUUAACGGAAGUCGAUCUGACGCGCAGGGCGAAAUCAGACAAAGAGAAGAAGACAAAACUUUCGCGCAAUCCAAACGCUUUUAUUUCUGAUGUGCGGCUUUGCGUGCGAAACAUUCCGAAAGAUUUAGAGGAUCAAGUCCUGAAACAAAUCUUUUUGCUAGGGGCAAAAAAUGGAGCAGGGACGGAAGCGACGGUCGCGCGAAAGUCAAGAGGUACAGGAGAGAGCGCCGAGGAUUUUAAGACGGGCGGGGAUCGUCCUGGAUACAAACGACAGCCUCGAAUUACUUACUGCAAGAUCAUUCGGGAUGAGGCGAGAAAGGACAAGUCGAAAGGGUACGGUUUUGUACAGUUCGAGAAACAUACAGAUGCUCUUACAGCGCUACGGUGCGUCAACAAUAAUCCAAAAGUCAUUGACAUGCUUAUCAAGCAUGCUCCGAGUCAAAUGAAGAUUGACGAACAUAGAGAGCGGCUUCUUAGGAAACAAUGGGGAGAUGGACGCCUACAGGCGGAUUUUGCAGUUGAAGAUCGAAGAAUUGUGCAGGUUCUCGAGGAGGUAAAGAAAAAGGGCAAGGCCCUCUCCAAGGCUCACAAGGAAAAGAAAGCCAAAGCUGCGAAAGAAGUCGGGGGUUCAAUGAAAAUGGCCAGCCGAAAGGGACGAAGCGAAAAGCGAGUUUCCUCACAAAUCGAGAAGAAAUCAUCAAAAGGAGACAGGAAAUCUAUGAUAAAGCAGAAGCGAGCUGCAGCUGCUGAGCGAGGUGCGGCUAAGACCAAACGAGAUCGGGGGAAUGCAACCAAUAUCGGAGAGAAGGUCCAUGCGGUGCGGAAACCGUCAGUCUUGUCAGAACGCGAUAACGCAGGCAAUGUGGGCUCGGGACUAAAACGAGGCCGUGAAGGAACCGACCAUGCGUCGCAACCAGACCCCAGACCGAAGAAGCCGCGACGCAAAAGGAACACUGCUGAGGUGGAGAAAAAUGCGAAACUAGACUCACUGGUGGAUGCGUACAAACGCAAAAUUGCGAAAGGAACAGCUCCUGGGAGUUCGGGAAAGACCGGACCGAAUCAAGAGUCUACAUCACAGCACACGCGAUGGUUCGAGUAG
This is a messenger RNA of Chondrus crispus (carragheen), 2676 nucleotides long. RefSeq lists its product as hypothetical. Gene Ontology annotation, molecular function: RNA binding. The transcript has a single exon. The record is from RefSeq and is a predicted model, not a curated record. The coding region runs from base 1 to 2676 and encodes 891 amino acids. NCBI's taxonomy places the organism in Eukaryota, Rhodophyta, Florideophyceae, Gigartinales, Gigartinaceae.